UGGAGCAUGCUGCAUGCUGCGGAGAUUCAAUACCACCGCAAUAGUACUUCUCAUUAGCUUUAAAGCAACACCGAAAAUGAAAAUUGUUGCUCUUAUUAGCGGUGGCAAAGACAGUUGCUACAACAUGAUGCAGUGUGUGGCAGAAGGUCACAGCCUUGUUGCCCUGGCCAACCUCAGACCAAAACAGGAAGGUUAAAACCAGAUGAGGUGGACAGCUACAUGUACCAGACAGUUGGCCAUCAUGCCAUCCAGCUAUAUGCCCAAGCCAUGGGCCUACCACUCUACCAAGAUGUCAUUGAGGGUUUGUGUCGGGAACCGGGCGGGGACUACUCAGCAACAGAGGGUGACGAAGUAGAGGAUUUGUACAGACUCUUGAAGUUAGUUAAGAAGGACCUAGGGGUGGAGGGUGUUUCUGUUGGAGCCAUUCUGUCCAACUACCAGAGGGUACGAGUGGAAAAUGUGUGUUCCAGACUUGGGCUUACGCCCUUGGCUUUCCUCUGGCGGAGGGAUCAACAGGAACUUCUGCAGGAGAUGAUAACGGCUGGGGUGGAGGCUAUCAUCAUCAAAGUGGCAGCCUUGGGGUUGACCUCCGCACACCUUGGAAUGACCCUUCAGGAGAUCCAGCCCCACAUGCUGCGCAUGAAAGAGAAAUACCAGUUGAAUGUCUGCGGCGAGGGUGGGGAGUUUGAGACAUUUACGUUGGAUUGCCCACUAUUUGCCAAGAAGUUGAACGUAAAGCAUCAGGAAAUGAUAAACCACAGCGAUGAUGCCUUUGCACCUGUGUGGUAUCUUAACCUUCUCAAUGUGGAGUUGGAGGAGAAACAGAAUGUUGGAGAAACCUUUGUAGACAGGAUAAAAGGCAUCCCAAUGAAAAGAGGCUCUGAAAUCCUCCUAGAGCUGCAAGAUUUCAUGAUUGAGGAAACGGAAGUAGAGCAACAUUUGCCAGAAGAGGAGAAACCCAAAGAAAAUACAAACAGUACAUCGGAUAAAGCAAUGGAUGCACUACCUCCAGUGUGUAAAAUCACCAGCGAGGGCUACAUGUGGGUGUCAGGGAUAACUGCUACACAAUCGGAUUGUUCAACAAUAAGUGAAAGUACACAGCAAGCAAUGGAGUCAUUGAAAGAAAGUCUUGGUAAUCAUGGGUACUACCUCACAGAUGUCAUCAUAGUCCACCUGUACGUCAGAGACAUGUCCCAAUUCUCCCAAAUCAACUCGGUGUACUGUAGAUAUUAUCAGCAGCGUCCCCCAGCACGAGUCUGUAUUCAAGUUGACCUGCCAUGCGACCUGCAGCUUGACUGCUUAGCUCAAAGAAAUGUUCAGCAAGGAAAUCCUGGCUGUGAUGAUGGCAAACCUAACCUAUGUGGUGAUGGCAUCGCUGAUUCACCGGUGCACAGACACACCAUGCAUGUACAGAGUAUAUCUCACUGGGCACCGGCUAACAUUGGCCCAUACAGUCAGGCUGUUCAGAUGGGUGCUUUCGUUUUCUCAGCUGGCAUGCUAAGCCUGUGCCCAAGCACCAUGCAAACUGUAGAGGGCGGUAUUACACCGCAGUGCGCCCUCUCAUUGCGCAGCCUGCAGCGAGUGCUAGCCGCCAUUCAGUCAGGAGUGUCGCUGAGCAAUGUUGUUGGUGGCGUGUGUUAUGUUACCGACAUACGGCAUUUAAACGUUGCCAGGAGGCACUGGGAGAGAUUUGUCAAACAGGUUUGUGCAAAACAUGGACCAACAUCUGUUAAAAAUUUGCAACUUUGACAUUUACAUUAAAAACACCUAAAGAUUCAUGGUUGUU
Messenger RNA from Acanthaster planci (crown-of-thorns starfish), 1786 nucleotides. RefSeq lists its product as uncharacterized. Gene Ontology annotation, biological process: protein histidyl modification to diphthamide. Gene Ontology annotation, molecular function: diphthine-ammonia ligase activity. NCBI's taxonomy places the organism in Eukaryota, Metazoa, Echinodermata, Asteroidea, Valvatida, Acanthasteridae. The record is from RefSeq and is a predicted model, not a curated record.